AUGAGCUCAAACGACCACCUACGAUCCAACUUGCACAGAGAACUCGUCGCAUCAGGAAAGCGGGACCAGCUGGUGGAACUGUUGAAGUCACGGCUAAUUGAAUCUGGAUGGCGGGACGACUUGAAGACCUACACCAAAGAGAGAAUCAACUCCAAGGACUCGGCCCAGUCAGUCGACGAGAUCAUCAAAGACGUCAGUCCGCACGCCCGAGCCACGGUCCCAGACAAGGUCAAGACAGAGCUCCUGGCCCAGAUCAGCGCCUUUGUCGAAGAUAGCAUGUAA
This is a messenger RNA of Linnemannia hyalina, 282 nucleotides long. The record is from the annotation of a GenBank genome assembly. NCBI's taxonomy places the organism in Eukaryota, Fungi, Mortierellomycota, Mortierellomycetes, Mortierellales, Mortierellaceae.